This is a messenger RNA of Mya arenaria, 2339 nucleotides long. RefSeq lists its product as uncharacterized. The coding region runs from base 109 to 1830 and encodes 573 amino acids. Gene Ontology annotation, cellular component: nucleoplasm; chromatin. Gene Ontology annotation, biological process: positive regulation of DNA-templated transcription. The record is from RefSeq and is a predicted model, not a curated record. The transcript is spliced from 2 exons. Gene Ontology annotation, molecular function: zinc ion binding; ubiquitin-protein transferase activity; protein binding. NCBI's taxonomy places the organism in Eukaryota, Metazoa, Mollusca, Bivalvia, Myida, Myidae.
UUUUGUUUGUACAGAUUUGAGACGAUAAGUUGUUUAUUUAACUUCCUUGUUGGAAGUGUAGGCCAGGGAAAGGACAUUUAUAAGUAAAACCCUAAAUGUGACAGGACUAUGGCUUCAAAUUUUGAAUCCUCCAUUCAGAGGGGCUGUGAUUUCAUCCACGAUUUCGUCUGUUCCCCAUGCGAAGAAGAUGGAUUAAACACGGAAGCUCAAUAUUUCUGUAAUCAGUGUACGAAAUAUUACUGCGUAAACUGUGUCCCAGUUCACUACAAGCUAUUCAAGAGACACUCGGUGCUCGACCGGACGGACAUGACGAAAUGGGCAGCAGCACCAGGGAUGGUGGACGUCCUUGAGAGAUGCGAGAGGCACCCCGGGGAGGCGCUCAAGCUGGUCUGUGGUGACCAUGACCAGCUGUGUUGUCACGUGUGCGUUGCCAUGGAUCAUAGACAAUGUUCAGCAAUACAGCACAUUCCAGACGUUGCAAAGGGCAUCCGCAAAGAUCCCGAGUUUCGUCAACUACCUCAACGGGUAGCUGUUCUUAGGCUGCAGAUAGAAGAUAUGAAAAACGACAGAAAGAAAAAUAGUUCCUCACUGAGGAAGACUCGAACAGCCAUUGUUGAUGAAAUCAAAGUAAUCCGUAGAAAAAUCAACGACAUUCUUGACAAGAUGGAGAAAACAACCGUUCAAGAAUUAGACGGUCUGGUGGCUGCACAGGAACUGUCCAUUAAGAAAGAUAUGGAAUCCUGCACACAGAUGGACGACGAAUUAAAGAACAUCAUAGAUGACAUACAAAGCAAAGACUCAUCAGGCGAACCACCCUUAUACAUUGGGUUCAGAAAAUGUGAAGGAAUAAUCAAACAAGCAAACGAAAUACUGCAAAACAUGUCAAAUGUUGUCAAAUACGAUUUAACUUUUCGUAAACAUAAUGGAAUAGAAGAUAAUUGGUCCUCGGUGAAGACAUUUGGAGAGUUAAAUGAAUCGAAUGUUUUUGGUGCACAACCAUGUACAUCGCUAUUCCCCCGAGAUCAUGUAUUUGCUACAGAAGGUUACAAGGAGUACAACGUAAAUAUGAGUUCAGAUACAGAUACAUGUAUUAUUGAAGGGAUAUGUGAGCUACCUGGUGGAGAGUGUGUUAUUACAGACUACAACCACAUGAAAGUUAAACUCCUGGACCAGGAGUACAGGGUUGUCGACCACUGUGAUGUUCCCAAGUUUCCAUUUGACGUCUGCCACAUUGGUGGGAAUGAGGUUGCCGUUUGUGUUAACAACAACAACAAUGAUGUUAGACGUGAACUUCAUUUCAUUAACAUUACAAAAGGGAAACUUGUGACUACGAGAAAGUUAAGUUUCACCCAUAGAUGUUACGGCGCAGCUCAUCACGGGAACAACCUUUACAUUUCAUCAGGCACAGCGUUGUACGUCUAUACGAUGACGGGGAAGCUGAUAAAGAAGAUGUACGAGGACGAGUCCGCUGAUUACACGGUGAGGAAAAUUGCCAUCAGUAACGACGGGAAGACUAUCUACAUCACAAACCUCUCAAACAAUCAACUUAUCACCCUGGACAACCUCGGCAACAAGCUGGUCACAUUCACUGAUCCUGACCUAAGGGGACCUUACGGAGUACACGUGACAACUGCUGGACACGUGUUCGUCUGCUGCCUUAAAACCGAUACAGUACUGCAGGUUGACAAGGACGGGAAGACGCAGUUGGCCACACUGGCAAGGAAACAAGAUGGAGUGAACGGACCUAAGGCUUUGUAUUUCAGCAGUCGUUCUUCCUCUCUGGUUGUCGGCGGUUGGAAAGACACGCUCCUCGUCCUUAAUGUACGAUAAAUAAUAGAUCCAAUUACAAGUGGCAAAAAUACAAUUAUUAUAACUGAUUGAUUUUUACUUUAACCUUUCUCGUAAAUAUAAGUACUGAUGGAAAAUGUACAUGUAUAUAAUACAAGAAUCAUAUUUGCUUAAACGUACAUGUACCUUUAUAUUUGACGUAUUUUAUUUGCUUUUAGCUUCAUAGUUAUAAUGUUUAUCGUGCACAUGUUAUUCAACUUAAUGAUUGUUUAUUGUAUAGUGUUAUUCCCGUAUAUUCAAUUUGUUGUGUGUGGUUAUAAAUAUAUGAUUUAUUCUUUAUUUAGUGUUGAAAUUUGUAAUCUAUUAUACGGCCCGAAUUGUCAUGUGAAUAUAAAAAGCUUCACUACUUUUACUACUACAAGAGAGCCAGUUACAUGUUAACUAUUUUCACUGGACACCUCGAUGAACCUAGGCGUAACAAUUAUGCAGAGUUGCUAUAAAGUAAAAACAACAACAACAUAUACCUUGAUUAUAUUUAAUUUUGUUUUUAA